This is a messenger RNA of Drosophila yakuba, 2553 nucleotides long. It is a transcript of the gene slbo, whose product is annotated as CCAAT/enhancer-binding protein. The transcript has a single exon. Gene Ontology annotation, molecular function: DNA-binding transcription factor activity, RNA polymerase II-specific; RNA polymerase II cis-regulatory region sequence-specific DNA binding. NCBI's taxonomy places the organism in Eukaryota, Metazoa, Arthropoda, Insecta, Diptera, Drosophilidae. Gene Ontology annotation, biological process: regulation of transcription by RNA polymerase II; DNA-templated transcription. The coding region runs from base 631 to 2001 and encodes 456 amino acids. The record is from RefSeq and is a predicted model, not a curated record.
GCGUUUUGUCACAGUUACAAUUUACCACUCGUCGGCGACGGACGCGCGCUCUCCUCCGCUGGCCAAGAAAAUCAAAGAAAAGCUCGCUCAGCUAACGGUUCUUCAGGAGCGUUUCUAACACCAACACAAGUACAUACACGUACACACAUACACACACAGCGAACGGCAGUCGUCAGGCCGUCUCGUAUAAAAUCUGUUGCAUCACUGCUGCGGCACUUCAGUCGUUCGAACGCGUGCGGCCCGAGAAGUGCAGUUUUGCAGUUUCGAGUUAACAAAAAAACCUAAUCAAAGUAAACAAACUCAACUGAAUAUUUUGCGCAAAGAAUCGGAAAGUCGAAAAGUCGGAAAGUCGUAAACUUGUAAAGUCGGAAACUACGGAAGCUACGAUGCUCGGCUGCAGUGACCACUUAGGCAGCCUAAGAUGAAACUUACGGAUACGAAUACGAAUACGAAUACGGAUACGGAUUAGCGAGUUAUCCGCGUUGAACAUUUCCAAAGACCCACUUACCUCAGUGCAAUGCUUUAGGCGCCAAACCCAUCAAGUUUAUUCCAAAAUCAGAACUCUAAAAAGCAGCCAAAAUUAACGCUCUACAAGGCAUCAAGAUUCUACCCUCCUUCGCGCAACUGAAAAUGCUGAACAUGGAGUCGCCGCAGAUGUACGCCGAUGCCGUUCAGACAUUGGCCCAGCUGGACCUCAAGAAGGAGCCUCCGCUGCAGCAGGCCACCAUUGGCCAGAUCACCCUGACGGCCAUGUCCACGGCGCAGCAGCAGCAGCAACAGCAGCAGCAACAACAGCAGCAGCAGCAGCAACAGCAGCAACAACAGCAGCAGCAACAGCAGCAGCAGCAGCAACCACAGCAGCAGCAGACUACGGAUGCGAACAACAACACAUCGCAGGACGCGUCACUGCUGGUCAAGCAGCACGCCAUGCACCAGAUGCAACAGGUCGCCGCCCUGGGCAGCAACAACAACCUGCUGCAGAAGCAGAUGCUGCAGCAGUACACCACCCAGACGGACCUGGACGAGCUGACCACCCAGGAGAUCACGCUCGAUCUGCAGCACCUGAUAGACGACCAGUUCAGGGACACGGAAACGCUGGGCAUCUUCAGCGACAUGGUGACCAGUCCGGGCGGCCUCUCCGCCACCCUGCCGCCCAGCGGCAUGGUCUCCGCGGCGGCGAAGGUCCUGCAGCAGCAGACGCUGCGCAACCAGCACGGCUACGGGGGCAGGGGCGGCGGCGGUGGGGCAGGAGGCGCGCUGGCCUACAUGCCGCAGCCCGUGCACGCCACGUACAACAAUUCCAGCGACGAGAACAGCUCCGUGGGCUCCGACUCCAGCACGAUCAAGGAGGAGCCCAUCGAUCCCGAGUACAGGCGCCACCUGCAGGAGGCGGCCAGCCAGCAGGCAGCGUUCAUGGGCAACGGCGGCGGCCUCUACAACGGCUACGGAUCGGGAGCGAACGGGCUGUCCGGAGGCGGAAACCCACUCAAUGGGGGCAACACGACGCCCAGCAGCAAUGGGAGCAACGGCAGCACGGGCAGCAGCAACGGCAGCCAGUUCACCAACCUGACCACGGCCAACGUCCUGGCGCACCACAACCUGCCCCACCUGGCGGCCGCCGCAGGAGCACACAACCUGCUGAAGCAGCACAGCAAGCUGCACGCGCAGCAGCAGCACCAGCAGCACCAGCAGCAGCAGCAGCACCGCAAGCACAGCAACAAGCACGUGGACAAGGGCACGGAUGAGUACCGCCGGCGGCGGGAGCGCAACAACAUUGCGGUGCGCAAGAGCCGGGAGAAGGCCAAGGUGCGCUCCCGCGAGGUGGAGGAGCGGGUGAAGAGCCUGCUGAAGGAGAAGGACGCGCUCAUCCGGCAGCUGGGCGAGAUGACCAACGAGCUGCAGCUGCACAAGCAGAUCUACAUGCAGCUGAUGAACCACGCUAAUCCCGAAGUCAGUCGCGUCUGCCGCAGCUUCCUCAACACCAACGAGCACUCGCUGUAGCUGCCGCACAGCUAGUGUCCUGUGUGCAUGUGUAUGCAUGUGUGUCUGUGUGAGUGUGUCUCUGUGUGUGUGUGUGACUGCUUGAGUGUGUGUGCUCCAGCACGUAUGCAAGUGUGUGCGUGCGAGGAGACUCUGCUAAAUCAAAGAUUCAAAUGCUGUGUGGGUAGCUCGUAAGUCCAUUCUCCUCCUGCUCUUCAUUCUUCACUCUUCAGUCAUCAGUCUUCAGACCUCAGUCUUCACUCUUCUGACUUCAGUCUUCAGUCUUCUGGACGUAGACUCUUCUGCCGAACGCUCUGGCAUUCCUUUGUACAUUUACUCUAGCCCCAUUUCUUGUUAUCACUGUAAAGCAUAUUUUUGUACUUAAUUCUUAACGACUGUAACAUAUAUUUCGCACGUUUUUUAUACAUAAUCUUAUACGUUACCAUAAUACGUUAUCAUAAAGUUAAGCCAAAGAAAAAUGUUAAAAAUAUAAUAAUGUAAAAAGAGAAUAACACGCAGGAAAGAAGAACGAAAAUACAAACUUCAAAACCUAUUAACUAUUUAUACAUCUAA